CUAGAUUUGGUUUAUUGUCGAGAAAGUUUCUCCUGCAAGCAAUGCUAUAAUCGCGCUUUGUACAAGGUUAGUAACCUGGUAUCAACACUUUUUUAGUUUAAUUAAAUAUCUUCCUCAAGAAAAAAAGUAACAGAUAAAGUACCUGAACGUAUCUCAAAAGGUAUUAUUAGAAUUAUCUCCUUCUCGUGCCAAUGCGAAAACAUAACACUGAAAUUAUUUGAAUUUAAUGGAGAAUUCUGCCCUUUUAUAAAAACAUUUUUUAAAGUUAUCUGAACUUGGCAACAUGCAUAACUUUGUGAAAAAUUCUGCCCCUUUUGCAUUGUGUGAGCAAUGUUGUUUAACAUUUGACUGUUGAUUCAAACGGCGGAACUUUUCAUUACGCCCAACUCUCAAUUAGUAGAUGCAAACUAGAGCAAUUUCAACGCACAGUUUGAAAGGCAAAAGGUAGUUGUUUAAGAUGGCUAGUCAAAAAGAGAUCCUUAUAAUAUACUUCAAACGCACGAGAAAUUCUUAUUAAAGAACUAACCAGGAGGUAAAAAAGGUUCCCAUUUUUAUUGUUGUUGCGUCAAAUUUCCAGUUUCUUGGCCACAUUAGAAAUUUGCUGAAACUUAUUAACACAUGGAAAAUGAAAAACGUGUUUAUAUUAAACGAACAAAUUACAAAACAUAUGUUUGUAUAUACCGUACCGAGGGCACAAGGCAGAAACUGAAGUUUUCUCCGGUUUCUUGAAAGAAGCUGAAAUGCUUGAUCUCGCAUAUAACCGUGGUCUUUUGUUUCUUGAUGAGCAAAAGCUCUCACUUAUGGUUUUAGAAAAUUUACAAAUUUUCCUCUAGCUUUAUCAUUUAAACCAUUUUAGCAGGUGUCUCUGAGUUUUAUUUUCAGUUCCAGGCAGUUUCAUAUAUCCUAAGCUCAUACAUUCAUUGCACUUAUUUGAUUUUACAAAAAAAAAAAACUUUUAAGAAAAAUAAUUUCUAUUCUAUGUUUUAAUUUCUUUUUGCGGGAUGUUUCUGCUUUUGUUAUAUUAAUUAUAACAGCCUGAUUAAAGCUAACGCUGCCGCUUAAAUUUGUUGUUUUUUAUCCCCCAAACCUAGGUAAUUAGUAAAGAAAAAAGCUUCUGUUGUGCUCUAGUUUCCGAAGCAAUACGUCUAAUAAAAUAUAUUUUUACAUGUUUUAGCUUUUUAGACAUUUUUUGUGACAGUUACAACGCUUUUAGAGACUAUACCACUAAUUACACUGUUAAUACUGUCAGUAUCAGCCAGGUCCAGUUGCUAAAACAGUGUGGGCGGAAGAAGUUAUAUCAUAACUAACUGAAUACAGGAACUUUGUGUAGAAGUUUAUAAAUUAAGAUCGCUCACGUAUUUUCUGUACAACAUUUUUCACCAUUUCUAACAAAUUAGUUUUGUUAAGUAUCCCCCGCCCGCUUAACUAUUCUAGUUGUGUCAUCGACGCCAGUUUAGUCAAAUGACGCAGAGUCGGCAGAAUUUUAGGGUUACUAAGCAACUCUACAAAAAUUAGAAAGCCGCGAGAAUUAGUAGGAGUAAAAAUUAUGAGAGUAUUAUAAAAAAAGAAAACGGUUCGAUAAUUAUUUCGGUUUUAAGUGUUUCUGAAAAGAAAACACAAAGUCAAUAACUAACAUUUUCCUUAAAAAACCUUGAGAUACCACUUAAUGUAUAUAAUUUAACUGCCAAUGUGUAUGUCGUGUCUUUUCCCCGCGAAUUUUAAUUAUGUUAAUGUAUUUUCUUUGUUUUCGAGCACGUGACAUAGUUGUGAUGCAGUCGGUCACAAAAUUUAGUUCGCGUGGAUUCUAUUUUCUUCUUUGUAGCUUGAUAGUUCAGUUUGAUGCGGUUGCAUGAACAAGUUUUUUCGAGUAUCGUCGGUGAAUUCGUAUUUGCUCGUGAAAUAGCGGCGAAAGGAAACGGUGGAUUAAACAGGAUUUAGGGACGACGCGUGGACUAGUAAUUUGUGGCGAGUAUGAUCUUCUCGUCGAAGUAUCCCACAGUGUAAUACAUUAAUCUUUGGUAUUUUUUUGGAAAGCUAGUAUGCUGUAAAAAUUGCAGAGAUAGUUUCACACGCUACCUUGGACUUUCAAGUGUAAAUUCAUUGAUGUUAGACUAUGUUGGAGAAACAUUGUUUUCAUUAUGAGCGAUAAGUUUACCCGUCCCAUUAAAUUAUUCCAUGAGGACUGAGAGUCUAAGAAACGAUAUGGAAAAAAAAAUUUAUUUAACGGUAACCAUUACAUUGGAAAAUGUGUGUUCUCUUAUUGCUUAACACAUUAUCGUUUACUGGAGUCCGUAAAACUCGGUAAAAUGCAUAACUUCGUAAAUUCUGCGCCUUUCAUGCAUUGUCUGGGCCAUGCUGUUUGAAAUUUGACUGAUGAUUCAAACAGCUGAACUUUUUAUUGCGCCCAACUCAAUUAGCAGAUGAGCACAAAGAAAAUUUCAACGCACAGUUUAAAACGCAAAAUAACGUUGUUUAAAAUACCCAGAGACCACUUUAGCAUAUUUUGAAUGCAACAAAAAUUUUUAUUUGCGAAUUAACCGAGAGGUAAAAAAAAUAUAUUCCCGUUAGUUUGUUUUUGUUUUUUUUGUGUGUCAAACUUUGCGGUUCCGUGUCGGAAUAUCACGUUAAAAAUUUGUUUAACCUUAUUCAAACGUUUCGAAAAUGAAAUGCCUUUAUAUUAACCGAACUGGUGACAAAAAACUAUCUUUGACAUGAUCAAGAAGUAUUGACAGUAUUGUUAGCUGCGUUUUAACAUAAGGAUAUAGGAAUAAACCGAUCGUAUUUAGUAACAUCUUAUCACAGAGAAAAAGCGUUUGCUAGCUGCAGGAUUCUAUCGCCAGCCUUUCGAAAGAAUUACAUUCAUAACCUCUCCUUUUUAACGUCCCUUUAUUACGGACGCUUUGCUUGGUUCUAUGUAAAGAUAUCAAACUUCAUACAAUUCCCAACUCCGUAAUACGCACAACUCUGUAAUGAGGACACCUGAAUCUGUCCCUUUCAGUGUCCGUCAAUUUGCAAUUUCACUGUGCUUAACGUGGUUGCUCUAUUUACUUCUUUAUUUUUUGUUCUGUUUAACAAUUAAUGUGGACUCCUGGCUUUGUCGCUUUUAUGUAAAUGAAGUUGAAGAUAAAGUUGAAGUCAGAACGCAGGAGCAGGAGCACCGAACGACGUUAUUUGCCCCCCAAAAUUCAGAAACCUAUUUUAGGUCAUAUAAAGUGCUUUUUUAAAAACGCUUUCCAAGCGUUGCCACGAACUUUUUAUCUGUUUGGUCGUUCACUAAGGCAAACAAACCAUUUGGAAUUCAUAAGGGUUGAAUUGUCAUUUUCUCGAAAAUGACGGCUGACAUAUCCAUACGUUUACGGAAACGUGAAAUUUCCUAUUACUCUUUCCAUCACUAUUUUCGAAAACGAAAAGCUUGCAGGUGCUUUCUUUCACAGGAAAUAGCCAAAUCAGUAGAGUGAAAUGUGAAAAACUAUAUCUUUAAAUUGAAGAAAAGAGAAGACAAUAGAAAAUGCGAAGAUUUUAAAGGGCGCCUUCCAUUUGUCAGAACUAACCAGCCAGACCAUUCCCGUCGCAAUGAUAACUUCCGUUUUAAACAAAACUCUCCAGCCAGAUAGGUCAAAUCCUAAACAGCUAUAGUAUGCACGAAGAAGAACAUUUUUCAACAAAAACUCUUGGAAAAAGCCUAUUUCAUUUUCAAACUGACUGGAUGGGCAGUCGUCCGGCCGGCCAGUUCUGACAAAUGAAAAGCGGCCUUCGAUAGACGUGAGGGACUGUAACUAAUCGAUUAAUAAAUUUCUGGAGAUACCAGCGGUUCAGAAUGAAAACACCUCAAUUUUGAGAUCCUUUGUUGCAGAUUUGCGAUCACCAGCUAAUAUGCAGCAGAUUGUUAUAAAUCUGCCUCCGAAAAUUGUUGUAAGGCGGAGCACGCGAAAGUUAGGGCUCACUAAGGCACAGCCGAAGGAAUUUGACCUCACCUACCUAGAUGAGUGCCUUGAGACAAAGAAUCAAGUCCAAGAGAUGGCUUUUGCUUGUGGCAGUACUAAAGCGUAUAGUCAAAUUCAAAAACCAAGUCAAAUUCCAAAAAAUCGGAGUGGUUCAAGAAAACAAACAAACGAAAAAAAAAAACUCCCUUAAUGAGACUCAUGUAAAUUCAGGAGCUAAGGUGGAAUGUUUUGUGUGGAAAGAAAUAAAAUGGUAACUGGCGAAGAAGUUGUGUUUGUAACUUCACUGCCUCAAAAGAGGACAUGGAGUUGAACGGUGCUCAUUAUAGGGGAGCAAGGGACAUAUCCAGUAGAAGGGUAAGUGCGACGAUACCACCCACAACUUCAUGCAGCCAUGGCGCCAUCACAGUUAAACCCGUCGGCUGAGACAUUUUAUCCCCCGCAAGCAGUUACAGGAGACACGUCAACCAAUGGGGCAGCUAACCACACAACCUGUGGAGGGACUGAAGAAGCUGCAAUUGUACCACCCCCUGGAAAGGUUGCCCUGCAGAUGGUACCUCGUUCUGGUUCCUCCUACCUUAAGGAGUAGAUGACUGAUAAAUUGGGUUUGCACGCUUAGCGUACUGAGCAUUCCGUGUUGCUGUUUUUGGAGAGAAGUCGAUUGUGGCGGAUAACAAAACUGUUACUGUGCGGCUAUAGAGUAUGCAAGGGAGUGUUAAGAAACACGUUUUCCUAUGGAUAACCCCGAAAAUUUGUGAAAUGACAGUAGUUGAUUUGUCCCCAAUGCGAAAAAAAAAAUCAUCUUUGCGAUUUGAAUAUCAGAAAGCUAGUUGAACAUGGAGAAUUUGAUUUAUUUAUUAUAAAAGAUUAUUUUGAGAAACUCCUUUUACCACUUGACAAUGGCAUAGGAAAGCCGCAGGAGCCUGUAGGGAACUAGAGGUAGUAUCCCUCGGAUAGACAAUUGUUGGACAUAUUUUGGAAGUAGCAAACUAGUGUCAAAUUGGUAAGCACGUCUUCACAUUCCAUGCAACCUUUAGGGACGAUGAGCUCAUACGGAAGAUGUGGCAUGAAUAAGUUGUGGAGUCACUUUUCGAAACAAGGUCUUGACAAAAGAAGAGGUGGUUGAUGUGCACAUAGUGGCAGAGUUAAGGAGUUUUUCCUGAGGGGCGCUAUAAGGUGGCUAUUCAAUGGCCACGGUUGUAGUGCAGCAGAAAGACCACUCAAGACCGACUCUACUCUCUUGGAAACAACUUUAGCGAAGGUCGAACGUUGCUGGGAAAUACUGCCAGGUGAUGAAAGCAAUAAAGCCAAGGGUUACAUCCGGAAGCUGGUACAGGGAAAAUUGAUUAUGGGCAAAGAUGGUACCUAACUUAUUUUCCUGUAGUGAGAGAAGACAAAUAGGCUACUGUAACGACAUUGAGAGACUAAACAGGCGAAAAUUCAUCAACACAACAGCUUUGAUCAGGCAGAGCUAAGAACAAUUACUUCGAGCACAUGGUAUAACUAGCCCGCCCGCUAAGACUGAUGGGAACUAAAGGAUUACGUCACAUCUGCCCUCUAAGUCGUAAAUAAACUUUGCUCCUGAGUAAACAUAAUAUAGUUCAGAGUCUCUUAUUUUAAAACGUUCUGGGAGUCUUAUCUCCCGACCACUUCUCGUGAUCUUCCUAGGGGUAGUAGGUGUCGGGGUCUGCACAGGACGGCUGGUCGUUGUUAUGUUCUCGGGCAAACAGACAACUGCACGCAAGAUGGUGGAUAAACUAACUGUAUUAAUCAAAGAGCGCAUGGGUUUCACAGUAACCGCAUACAUACUGCGGGCUCAGUAUGAAUUACUGACACUAUAACAAAUGUAAUGAUACACUAUAACACCUCCCCGUAGAAAUGUUGUGCCUGACAAGUAAUUAAAGUACAAGACAACUGUUGAAACUCUCUAAAUGAUCAACAGUUCAAGAAAAGAAACAAAACUAUUAAAAGCACUGUUCAGUGUCAUUAAGGCGAGACUUAAUGAUUUUAUUCCAUUUCUUCAAUCAGUCUCUGUGGUGGUUUAGUAGCACGUUUGGACCGACGCGGAGCAGGGGUGGGAGGAGUAGCUGCGCUUGGUGACUCCACUGACUCUGAUUCUUCAGGUGGGGGUGUACUGCUUUCGAUACUGGGAGAAGUAACGCCUUCAGUAGAUUGAUCAGAUGUAACUUCCACAGAGCUGGAUUGAGUCACAGCAGAACUAGGGGUGUUUUGAAGUACAUCGUCAACAUGUCUCCUCCAAUUCCGUCCAUCGUUCAACUGGACUUGAAAGGAAGCAGGCGAUGUUUGCUGUACGACAGUACCGGCUUGCCACUUCUGUCCCGAUAGGUGGUCACGUGCGAGAACACAGUCGCCUACAGCUAUCUCCUUGUAUUUUGCAAACUUGUCGUGAUCGCACUUCAUUCUGUCUUGCUGGCUGGCCACGCGAGAUCCAGUAUCAGGGGUAACCAGAGACAAUCGAGUGCGAAGUUCUCGCUGUAAAAAUAGCUUUGAGGGGAUGAGCCGGUUGUAGCGUGUGGUGUGCUUCUGUAAGAUAAUAGGAAAUUCUGAAUCCGCCGCUGUAUAGAGCUUGCGGGAUCGUCAGCUGAUGACUCAAUUGCAUACUUGGAAGUCUGCUCAAACCGCUCAGCCAACCCAUUUGAAGAGGGAUGGUAAGGGGAAACAAAAAUUCUCUGAAUGCCAUUUUGCCGCAGGAACUCUUCAUACUCUGCAGACUGGAAGGGUGGGCCAUUGUCGCUGACUACUUGGGUUGGUAGACAGUAUCUUGCAAAAAUAAUACGCAUGGCAUUAAUGGUUGAGUCGGCUGUUGUUGUUUUCAUGGGACCAAUCACUUCAGGCCACUUAGAGUGGGCGUCGACCAUGAUGAGGUAAUGUUUUGCCUGAUGGGUGGCAAAAUCUACGUGAACACGUUGCAAUGGAGCUGUCGGCCAAGACCAUGGAAGAAGCGGUGAGGUUGGAGGAGCCCUGUGGGUUUUGUUGCACGGUUGACAUUCACGGGUAACCUUUUCAAUCUCCUGAUCUAUUUUCGGCCACCAAACAUGACUGCGGGCUAUUGAUUUCAUGCGUGCAAUUCCAGGAUGACCUUCAUGUAACUCUGUCAGGAUAGUUUGUCUUAAAGACGGAGGUAUGACAGUUCGCAGGCCCCACAUAAGGCAGCCUUGCUCCACAGAGAGUUCGUGUCUGCGUGUGAAGUAUGGCUUGAGGUCAGGAUCGGCGCAGCGAUUAAUAGGCCAACCAUUCUGCGUAAGCAACAGUGCUUUCGCUAACAAAGGGUUUGUAGAUGUGUCCUUGGCGAUUUCUGCGGCAGAAACUGGGUGUCGUUUUAACCGCUGAGGGGCCACGUGGAAGAUUUCCUCUUCCACACUUGCAUCUUUCCUGUACUGAAGUGGGAGCCUUAACAAGGCGUCAGCGCUGGCUACUUAGAAGAUGACUUGAACUCAAUUUCGUAGUGGUACGAAGAGAGAAGAAGGGAUCAGCGUUGCAGUCUAGCAGCAGCCAAAAUUGGAGUCGCAGAAUCCGGAGCAAAUACUUUCAACAGGGGUUUGUGAUCAGUUCGCUGAGUGAACUUGCGUUCGAAGACAUACAUGUAAAAUUUGGUGACCCCAAAAAUGAUGGCAAGACCUUCCUUCUCGAUCUGACUGUAGUUUUUCUCAGACGAGUUCAAGGACCUGGGGGCAUAUGCGAUAGGUCGCUCAUCACCAUUAGGGAAGCGGUGAAAUAUGACUGCUCCGAUUCCAUACUGGCUAGCAUCGCUCUCAAGAAUAACAGGAAGGCUCGGGUCAUAAUUAACCAAUACAUGAGAGGAUGAGAGUGAGUCCUUGGCCUUUUUAAAUGCCUCCUCGCACCAGGGGGGCCACUGGAAUUCUUGGUUACCUUGGAGAAGCUGAUUGAGUGGUUGGAGGAUAGAGCUCAGGUUUCGGACAAACUUGCCGUGAUAAUUGAUCAUUCCAAGGAAGGCUUUCAGCUGGGUGAGGUUCUCAGGGCGUGGUGCUUGUUUGAUGGCCUCUACCUUUUCCUCUGUAGGAGAGAUUCGGCUGGCAGAGAUGACACAGCCCAUGUACGUUACUGAUUUCUGCAUGAAUUUGCAUUUGCUUAGCUGAAGUCGCAAGCCAUAAUGGUCUAGACGGCUGAGGACGCUGUCUAAGUUCUUAAUGUGUUCAUCGUCAUCCUUGCCAGUAAUGAGAAUGUCAUCUUGUAUACUCGCCACAUGAUCUAAACCCUGAAGGAUGAUGUCCAUAGUGCGCUGGAACAAAGCGGGUGAAGAAGCAAUACCGAAGGGUAGCCUUUUGUAGCGGUAAAGACCUCUGUGCGUAUUGAUGGUAACGAACUGUUGGUUUUCAGGAUCCAAAGGGAGCUGCUGGUAGGCACUCUUUAAGUCGAGCUUAGUGAAACGUUGUCCACCCCCUUAGUUUCAAGAAGACAUCCUCCGGGAAGGGAAUUGGAUACUGAGGGACGUGAAGCUGGGGGUUGACAGUAACGGCAUAAUCACCACAAGAACGUGUAGUUCCAUCUGCCUUGGGGACAUGAACAAUUGGGGUAGCCCAUUCACUGAAUUCCACCCGUUCGAAAAUUCCGUCUGACUCGAGACGGUUGUAUUCAACUUCAACGGCUUCCUGAAGAGCAUAGGGGACAGAACGAGCCUCGCAAAACUUGGUUUGAAAACGUUAGGGUGGUUUUGGAUAGUUGCACGCAACUGGGAAGCCACGCCCUGUGGGAGGUCUGUCUCCGACACGCGAAUAUUGCAGAUCUUCGUCCAGUCGAGUUUUAUUCGGGACAGCCAGCCUCUUCCAAAAAGGGAUGGGCCUGAGCCUUGAACAACAAGAAGUGGGACAUCGGUGCUCUGGUCUUGGUACUUUAGGUGUGCAAUUAUUUGCCCGUGUACCUUGAGUGGGUGUCCUGUGUAUGCACGUAGCCGAGUAUUGGACGGCAUGAGGGGUGUGCCACUGAAGUGUUUCUUGUAAGUUUCUUCUGAAAUAACUGAGACGCCGGCACCAGUGUCUAAUUCCAUUAGAAGAGAGGUUCCGUUCAGUUCAACGGGUAUCUCAAUACCUUGCUGGCCUGAGCUCAGAUUGUACAGCGAGAGAGAAAAAGGAUCAACUGAAUCAUCGGGAGGACUAGUUUGAGGGUUUUCUGAUCCUUCUAGCUGCUGCACUUUCUGAGGUUUCCCUUUGCAUGCCUCCGAGAUGUGACCAACUUUCCCGCAAGAAUGACAUGUGUAAUUUCUAUACUUACACUUUUUUCCGCAGCUCAAACAUUUCGAGCGGUCUUUAAUGUUGCUGCUAGAGGAAUUGAACUUGCCUCGCUUGCCAGGACCCUUACGACGUUGGGUAGGCUGAAAACAUCGACGAUUACCAGAGUCGACUUUGUUAACAGAAGCUGAACUUUCUUGCGAGAACGCAGCAACAUCCUUUUCGGCAGCUUCGGCGCCGAGGGCGACCUUCAGUGCUGCAUCGAAAGGGUGUUCCUCGGUUAGCAGUUUCUUUUGUGUCUCCAUACUGCGAUGACCACAGACGAAACGAUCGCGUAAAGCUUUAUUCAGAUGAGUGCCGAACUGGCAAGUUGAAGCCAGAUGUUUCAGGUUAGCAGCGAACGCUGUGACACUCUCCCAUUCGCGUUGUGUAAAAUUGUGGAAUCGGUAUCUUUCGGUGAUAACCAGCUUCUUCGGUGCGAAAUGAUUCUUUAGGAUAGUGGUGAGCUGUGCAUACGUUUUCUCAGAAGGAGGAAUCGGUGAGCAGAGACCCGAAAGAACAUCGUAGGCCUUGGCGCCAAUACAAGAAAUUAGGAUUGCUCUUCGUUUGCGUGACUCUGCAGAGUCGGCGGGAACGCUGUUUACCACGAAAUAUUGUUCCAGUCGCUCCAGGUAGCGAUUGAUGCUUGUAGUAGCUGAAUUGAAAUUCUCUAUUUUGCCGAGGCUUGGCAUGGUCGCUCGAUUUCUCGUCGCCAGAAAUGUUAUGUUCUGGGGUAAACAGACAACUGCACACAAGAUGGCGGAUCAACUAACUGUAUUAAUCAAACAGCACAUGGGUUUUACAGUAACCGCAUACAUACUGUGGGCUCAGUAUGAAUUACUGACACUAUAACAAAUGUAAUGAUACACUAUAAGAGUCGUAACGCUGAAAGAUGCUUGAUCAGGAACUACAGUGUCUCCCUGGUUUCCUACUUCAGAUUUUUCAGGUAGGGGGUUCAGGUGGCGUUUUUUUACUCCUCAGCUCACCAUUUGAGCAUCUACUGCGUAAGACAGUGGGGUUCCAACUUUGUUCAGAACUGUCCCUUCAACUCUCUGGUCUGGUAACCAAACUCGUUCUCCAGGGGAGAGGUCUGAAAGGUUCUUUUGGAGUCGGCGCAACUUGAGCUUUCUUAAGGAGGUGUUUCACAGUUUGGACUGCACGUUCAACUUCACCAUUUGCUCUUGGAUAGUUCGGGCUGGUCGUGAUGUGAGUGAAGGCGUAAUCUUCGGGGAAAAACAUUCGACGAGAACUGCGGAUCGUUUUCUGACACAAGUUGGUCCUGUAUACCAUGUCUUGAUAGAUUGAUUUCAGGUGUGCCACUAUAUCCGGUGAAGUAGUAUGGGUUAGCUUAGCAACUUCAGCGUACAUAACGCGAGAAGUUAUCACUUACAAGCAGAAAGGUAGGUUAAAAUCGCUAAGAAAACUCUGAAGGUAACAGUUGGAAAUGCAGGACUAAACUAUGUGAAGAAGAACUUAAAACUGCUAAAAAAAGUAGAAACCUUGAUGAACGUGAUACCAUUGACGUAUGAAGAAGCAGCCCCCUAGACGAGCCAGUGACCACUCCUAACCAUUCUUAGUUGGAAAGCUGUAAUUGUAAUAAUAUUGUAAUGCACCAGGCGCUUAUGCAUGCAUGAUUCUUGAUUUUGUAGCUUGUCAACGGAAAAAGCAAUAAAUGUAAUAGAAUACUCUGUUGAUAAGAUAAUUUCCUGCCUUACAAUUUUAGUCAGGCUAACAAAAAAAUGUUUUCGCGGCGUAACGAUUCCAGACAUAGGAAUGCGUAACAAGAUCCCUCAUCUGAUAUCAGUUUUGUGUAUACAGCGAAGACGACUCGAUCGGAUCAAGCGCUGUAAACAGGUGCACCCACUGAAUUAAUGCGUUCGCUUAAACGGUUUCCUUUUCUAAAUGAUGUUCUAUUGUGUCAAAAGUCACAACAAGUUUAAAAUACUUGAUACAUUUAAUGAAUUAUUGUGUUAUUGUGGCUUUGCAUUGAGACCUUCCAUCGUGUAUUGUAAACAUGCAGUUAUAAUAGAAAAUAGGCAUAUUUCGUCGAUCGGCUGUGCUGAUAAACCGUUUAAAUCACAACAUAUUUUUAUGUUUCUAUGUUUUUGGACAUUCCCUUGGUUGGUCUGAAAAGACAUUUUUUUUAGAAGAAGAUGUGGGGAUUUUGGACAGUACUAGGAUGAAAAUAUGCAUUUUUGAGCCCUUUUCCACCUACAGCAAAGUGGGUGUAAAUCAAAAUAUAUUUAGUAGACAUGAGUUGCUUUUGAAGGACCAAAAUUGUGUGCUUUACACCAUUUAAGGACCAACUUAAUCCUAGGAAGUGAAAAAAAAAAUCGUUGAAAGUGCAAAACUUUGAAGUGGUGAACUCGGCAAUAUGCGGUAUUUUUACUCUUUUUCACUGCAAAAAUUUGGCCGCCGGGGGCUGAAGUGAUUUUCCUCCCGAAACAUUUUCAAAAACUAAUGCGGUUUCAGUUACUUUUGGACUAAGAUAUAUUUAUGGCAAAGUUUAAAGGGAAUCGAUUUUCCGAACCGAAACGCAGUGGACCGGUUUUAGGGAGACUCUCUCUUAAGCUUGAUAUACUGGCUUUCAAAAUGCAUGCACCUCCGUAGUUGAAAGCUUUUUUGAAACCAAGUCUUUCGUUGUGUUUCUUACCAUCAAUUUUGAAUUUUUCCCAUUUAAGAGGAGUUGGUGAUCUACUUUACCUUUAGUGACCGAAGGUUUAAAAAGAGGGGUGGAAAAAUGUUCUCGACUACUUGGAAGGGUCCACACAAUUUUUUUUCCACUCAAGUUAACUUGCGUCCCCCAUCACUUUUCUAAUGAUGCCUUUCUAACUCGGUCCUUUCUUGCCUGUUGUAAUCGAUUCCGCCGUUACCUUUUGAGUGAGUUAGUGCCAAGGUUGCUGCAGUGGUGAGAAUACUCGCUUCCCAUUAAUGGUGCCCGGGUUCAAAUCCGGUGGUGUCGACGCCAUAUGCGAUUGUGUUUGUUGUUAGUUCUUUCCUUUGCCCUGAGAGAUUUUUGUCCGGCUGCUACGAUUUUCCAAUUUUCAAUUCCAAUUUAAUGAAGAAUGGUAGAUGAAGAAUCACUGAACAUAAUGUGGAUGUGCUUAACCACUAAAUAAUUAUUCAUUUGUAAUUAUUCGUUAUUUUUAUUAAACAGCCAAAGCAACUGAGAAAUUUCCGAGCCCAUGACCAUCGAUAAAGUAACUUUAAUGACUUAAUAACAGGCACUUUGUUACUACUUAGUAGUCUGCUUACUUUGUUGCGAGAGUCAACAUCAGUGAUGCGCCAAGAACAGAUGAGGGCCAGAAUGAUUAGCAGCAUUCAUGUAAAGCUUUUGCAUUUGCGGGUAAAAAUUUGUCAUUGUUCUCAAACACAAGGACAGUAAAAAAAUCCAAUGUUUUUUUCUUUCACAGAUGUCAAUGCGAGUACGAAUCUUCGUUGGAUUAAUCGUGGUGUCAGUGUGGACAGUUGAAGGCAAGUAAAAUCAUGAUUCGUUUGUAUUGUCGUCUUUUACGGUUUUUUCUUGUCUCUGUUAUGCAUUAACAAACCAGCUAGAAGUGUAGCACAAAUUAAUUCGAAACCAAAGUAUGCAUGGGCAAACACAUUAUUUUGAGUGUAAAUGAUAAUAAAUGUGCAUAGCCUGCGAACGGCAGACGUUUCUCCUCGCUCAUCGCAGCUGAGGGACGUUUCGCGAGGAGGAACGUCUGCGACUCAGCGACAGAAAUUCCAUACUGAUGACGCAAAAUCUGUCCGGAAUGCGUUCAGAAGGUCGACGGAGUAGUUUCAUUGUUCUAGCUAUUGUUUACCAAUGACAGACAAAAGGCAGAAGGCGGCAAAGGUCAAAUGUAAACGCGAUAAAUCUCUAACAAAACAGUCAAUAUGUGUUGAAUAUGUGUCUUCUCUAGAAGAAGCAUUUGAGUUUUGCUGGAGCUCAUUCGCAGAUGAACACAACACUUUUCCAAAAUUGACCAGGAAAAACGUAAAAUUGAACAAAUUUGCAUUUGGAAUCCCAUGAAUACCGGAUUUAUUAUGUAAACAUUGAUUUACGUCAUCAGUAUGGAAUUUCUGUCGCUGAGUAGCAGACGUUCCUCCUCGCGAAACGUCCCUCAGCGGCGAUGAGCGAGGAGAAACGUCUGCCAUUUGCAGGCUAAACUGUGCAAGAAUUAAUUUUUCUUUGUUAAAGGGACUGGUUCACGAUAAUGCGCAUGUGUGAGUUCUGGCAGUAGCUGAUUGUUUUUCAACCAAUCGGAAGCGAGUUAAAUGCACGCAAGUAAAUUUACAAAAUUCAAAUUAAUUGUUCGCGACGCGAGAGUAUUUCCGGGCAUUUGGUUUGAUUUUAUUUAUCCCCAUAAUUCAAGUUUAUUCUUUGCUACUCCUCAGAUAUAUGUUGCAGCCGAUAAGAAUAAAAUUUACAGCCCUGUCCUGCUUUGAAACAAACAUUUACCAACGUGUAUUUUUUACGAGGUUGUAUCCACGCUAACAAAGCGGUCACCGAUCGGCAAACAAAAUUUGUAAACAAACAUCUUAUUACUGUUCUCUCAGUUCGCCUUAUAUAAACCCAGAAAUACCUACAAAUAGCGCUUGACCGGUGACAAAAGCACACAACGUAUGAGUAUAAAGAUUAUCCUUAACUGAGCAUAAAUUUCAAUUGCUUAUCAGCAAAUGAACAAAUUCAUUCGCGUUGCAUCGGGUCAGUGUUCCGCAAAACAAAUGUUAUCGAGUAGCACACAUAAAGAAACUAGAUUAUAAACAGAAUAUUCAGGCAAUAAUUUAUUUUAAAAACAUCAAUUCUUAAACAUAUACGAUGGUAAAGCAAAGAUACAAGGAACAUUUCAAGUGUACCAGUUCGGUGAAGAUCGCGCGGCCUGUUGCGGUAUAACUACAGGUCGGAGUCAAAAAUCAAAUCAAAGUUGAACGAAAUCAUGCCUUUAACCACUUUCCAAGUGUCCUGUAUUCUUUUCGUAAGCCACACACUACUCCUAGAACCAUACCAGAUCGAUAGGCUAAGCUUCUCUAUCUCCAAAGACUCUUGAGAACGUCCUGUUGCCGGACGGCCACGAUGCUCUUUUGAACCUCAUGAUCAAAACAUUAUUUUUUGCGUCUUCUUAAAACGUUACCAGUCAAACGACACAACCACACGUUAAUCACCACUAUCGAAGUAUAACUAGACCAGCCAAAGCGACGGAUGUCCGAAUAAAACGAAGGAUUUUCAAAGAUUGUACUGGUAAUGGCGAUUUCGAAUUUAGUGUUGACCCAACAAAGUUAUUCUGGAGAGAAAAACGGCGCGCAUGCGCAUUAUCGUGAACCAGUCCCUUUAAUGUUGGGGUUAACUUGAAACGCUCUAUAAGGCAAUGUUCAGGGGAACCCAACGAGAAUAUAGUUCAAAACCACUUAAACAUAGCAUUUUUAACCGUAUUUUAGUAUUUAAACGGUAGAUAUAUUUAGGCAAUUGUUUCAUCUGUUCGGAUUUCCUAGCUGAAAGUCUAGCCAUCCGAAAAUUAUAGGUAUCAAAACUUACCUUUUCGAAAAUUUUAGCCAGAAAAAAGGCUCCCGGAAAUUCUAGGUGACCUUUUUAGGCUAAAAAUCCGUUAAAAAUGGGCAAUUAUACCAUUUUUAGACGUUCGAAAAUCUUAGGAGAGGCAGGCAAGCUACAGAUUUUCAGAAAAAAAUGUUCCAAAAAUUCUAGAUCUCAAAUCGUCUUCCGAACAGAUAUUUUCCGAAAAUUGACGUUGGGUGCCCCUGACUGUUGUUAUAAACUAUAUAUAAAAACAUUACUCCAUGCUUAUUUUCUUGUAGCUUGUAGAUCAGCCGCUGCCAUAAUCCGUAAGGGAAAUCUACCGACUGAUAACACUAGACAUAAAUCGUAUUAAUGCAUCUUUCCAGGCAGGCCACUGAGGUAAAACAAGGGGUCAUUAUAACAAAUAAAAACCUACAGUUCCAUUUCAGUGGCCACAAUAAUGACCUGCUGGUUCUAAAACAAUGGAAAGGUGCAUUCAAUCGGAUAAUGAACUCGCUCUUCAGCCUCCUUCUGCCGCUGCUUUGUAAGAAGGCCUCGGGCUCAAGCAUUAUCCUGUAUAUAUUACAUUGCAUCUUUACGUAAUGUAUUACUAACCUUUUUUACUGUUUUCUUCAAAACUUGGAAGAUAAUCUUGGACUGUUUACCCUGUCCACUCAUAUAGCUCGGUUACUAAAUCUGAAGGCUUUCUUUACUUGCGAAACUUUCAGAACCUCGACUUUAACCAAACAAGCUUCUUGAUUAAGCACUAUAUUUUUUAUCAAAAAUUUCCUUAAUUAUUAAAAUAAGGGUCUUUAGAGUACGAGUAUUCCCCCAUUUUUCCUCAGGGAUAGUAGAGCGAGCGAAACGCGAGCGCACGUGAAAAUCGACUCACGCGAGAAAGGCGAGACGCGGUGGGGAGACGCCGCGUGUCGCCUUUUCUCACGUGGGGUGAUUUGCAUUCAACUGAGGUGAAUCCAUGUUUUGUGCCAUUCAGCUCAGAGGUUUCAUUUUAGUGACUCUUUGCAUGUGAGUUUUUAUGUUUCUCAACAAAUCUUCUUACCAAUGGCGGUGUGUACAGUUAAUUUUUUAUAGAACUGACACUCAGACAGACAAAUGAGUCUUAAAUCAUUAAAAUAAAAUAUUUGUCUGACUCUUAAAACAAAAUAAAAAAGUGAAACAAACAUUGCAAACAUCAUUUGUCUCUCUGUAACAGACCCAGUGAAACCCUAUCCAGGGGCUCAAUUCAUUCUAUCCGGUGGUAAUUUAUCCUCCCUGAUACCUGGAGAAUAGUUCGUUUCUACCUGCAUAAUUUUGCCCCCCUCCCCCUCCCCCCCCCGCCACUUUCUAUUAUGGCUUCUACAAAAUCAGUGUAUUUCGUUAUUCGUAUUUGAUGUUUAAAAGGAGCAAAAAUAUAAAACAUAAUUACCAUUGACAAAAAAAAAGGGUUUUAAAAGGUUUCAUACCAGUAAAGAUGUAGGGCAUGUUACCCUUUCUAGCUUUUAUGAGAGAUACAAAACUAAGAACAAAAAGCCCAGUGGUAAAUAAACCAACCCGGUGACGUUUUCGCCGGUAAACAGGUGAAGAUGUAGAUUUUACUGGGUAUGUUAAAAAGGGUGUUCAUGAUCAUUAGCCCAUAUAAUAGCGAUCAUAACGAUCCAGCUUCUCAGUUGUGCUAUGGAACCGAAGAGAAUUCUUGUUACUAAUAACGUGUUAAGCGUUAAAAGUUAGCCCGUCAAGAGAGUAAAGUUUGUGAGUUUUUUAAACAUUGAUUUUCGCACUUCUAUUUGCAGUUGUCAACUCUGAAGCAUGUUUCUUUGCUGUUAACGAAUCCAGUGGGUUCAUCAGCUCCAGUGAAACCAACAACUACAAGCGUUGUACGUGGAUCAUCACAGCACCAUCUAACCAAACCAUCAAACUGAUAUUUACGACCUUUCGUUCAUCUGCUUAUUUCUGGAAU
Molecule: messenger RNA, 16641 nt
Organism: Porites evermanni
Lineage: Eukaryota; Metazoa; Cnidaria; Anthozoa; Scleractinia; Poritidae
Source: the annotation of a GenBank genome assembly